This is a messenger RNA of Fusarium odoratissimum NRRL 54006, 2057 nucleotides long. RefSeq names its product prefoldin, alpha subunit. Lineage: Eukaryota; Fungi; Ascomycota; Sordariomycetes; Hypocreales; Nectriaceae. The record is from RefSeq and is a predicted model, not a curated record. Gene Ontology annotation, biological process: regulation of DNA-templated transcription; protein folding. The transcript has 5 exons. The coding region runs from base 135 to 599 and encodes 154 amino acids. Gene Ontology annotation, cellular component: cytoplasm; prefoldin complex.
AGCACCCCCGUUAGUAGAAUUCAACAACCCCACGUCAUUUUAUUACUAAAGCGAGACCCUGGAGGGGCAUUCAAAGGAAGUAAUUCACGACAACUACUACCUGUCCGCCGACACUUCAGUACACACCAAAAAAAAUGGCUGGAAGACAAGAAACCAUCAACCUCGAUACGCUAGAGCCUCAGCAGCUUGCCCAAGUCAAGAAGCAGCUUGAUGAAGAGCUCGAGCACUUGACGACGUCGUUCGCACAACUCCAUGCCGCCCAGAACAAGUUUAAAGACUGCCUCCGAUGCGUUAAAAGUCGCGCUGCCGCUCCCGAAGGAUCCAACUCUGUACUGGUUCCCCUCACCAACUCCCUCUACGUUCGCGGUGAGCUCGCAGAUGCCGAUACUGUAUUGGUGGAUGUAGGCACUGGAUUCUUGGUUGAAAAGAAACUCAAGUCGGCCGAAAAGUUCUACGAGAGCAAGGUUGAGGAGCUGGGUAAUAACCUGAAAGACCUCGAGGUUAUUGUCCAACGGAAGCAGACAAAUGCACGAACGAUUGAAGAAGUUUUGAGGCAAAAGAUCAUGGCUGGCCAAGGGCAAGGCGAUCAACAGGCCUAAAAGAAAGAAUCAAAAACUUCUCAUCAUUCUAGGUACGAUGAAGAUUAGCCAGACGCCAGUUUAGUAGGUAUCUUACGGUGAUCCCCCAGGCGGCACAGCAUCGCCUUUGCGAACCUGCUAUGACGAGGCAGUAUCAGCAUGCACUCUGUUCAGGAGGGCUUGGACCUCCAUAAUGAUCCGCAAGAAGCACCCGAGCCUCGACUGGAGAUCAUCACCCUCCUCCCAAAUAUUCUCGAGCCCCUCCCCCCAGUCCUUUCGGCCACCACUGGAGUGGUUCACACUUUCCUCCCAGUGGGGGGCGUAUAAUUCAACCCCCCAAGUAACAUUUUGCUCCCCAAUCGUGCGAGAUCCCUUUAGAGUCUUGGUGAUGUUGAUCUUGAGGACAUAGGGGGAUUCUUUGAAUGGAAUUAUUGCCCAAGAUCUUGCCUGAAUUUCAGUGAUUUGCUCAUCGGGGAUCGCAAGUUUACUCGUGUUGACUUUUGGCAAAGGGAGAAUGGUGCCCUCGUCUGGUUUGAAGACAACCGAUAUCCUCUUUGCAAGAUCUCUAAACUCUGUUGGAACGUCCACUUUGUCCCAAGCGUCCAUCCGAAUGUUCCAAUCGUGUUCCCUGUAAGUGCAAGACAUGAGUAAGUGAGAUUUGUUUCGAAUAAUUGACGUACAUGUUAGGAGCAGCAAUCGUCCAACUCCAACGUGCCCGGGUCUCUGGCCUAGUAGCGCGGACCAUUGCUAGUUGCAUAAGUUGAGGAUUGUAGUCGGCCUCAGUCUUGAUUUGUAGACCACUGGCCACUACAACCACCUCACAACCUCGCCUCAUGUCCUUCAUGUUCUUGCAGAUGCCUGCUUCUGGGCGUGAGAUAUACUGCAAGAGUUGCUCCGCCUCGUUAGCGUCUCCAAGUCUAUUGCGUGUCAGAAGCGGUGGUCCAAUUUGAGCCUAUUGCCUGCUCACCUGGUUACAAUCGAGGCUCCUCCACGACUGGGAUACAUGUUCAUAAGUCUGGUGAAAUGGGCGAAUGCGAUCUCGUCUUCAGUACCUUUCGGUCUCUUGGCAAUGAUAACGUGCCCGAAAUUGACUCGCAAGCCCAUGGUCUUAUUGAGUGCCAUGAGGCCUUCUGCUGAGGACGCCAGGUCGGACGCUAGUCUUGGCAAAUGUUCAUCCAUUGAGGAAGCAUUACUGACAGGAUUCGAGGUUUUAGAAAGAAAAGAUGGGCGUGCUCCAAGUUUCAACUGAAUCAUAUCAGUGACGACCGCUUUAGUUGGCCUCUGUACAAGAAAGCGCGCGGGAGAACUGUCGUUAGAUAGACGCAUGUCCCGAAUUCUCCAGUUAACCGCUUCAAACGCCUGCUGGAGGCGAUGGAUAGAAUCGCAGUGAAUCUCAAGAAUGUUUGGUACAUCCCGCGUGAUAUAGACCCGAUACUUUCUGCGGAUAUCGUCGAGUGCCGCUGGUUCAUCCAAUGCAAC